AUGCGCGGUGUGCAGGCGCUGGCGCCCGCCUCUCCGCUCGUCCUCACCGCCGCAGCGGCAGCAGGAGCGCUGGGUGUAGCCGCCAUGUUCCGCGGCACCAAGGAGCUCAAGCCGACGGUGCAGGGCCAGAGCACGGCUUGGAACAGCGCCAUCCUGUCGCUCUGCCCCGCCCUCACCGCCCCCUACCGCCAGCCUGGCUGGAUGCCGCGGGGCGGCCAUUUCGAGACCAUCCUCGCAGCGUGGUUCAGGAAGAAGCCCCACGUGUUGUAUGAUCGCGAGAUUGUGCACAUGCCAGACGGCGGCUGCGUGGCGCUGGACACAGAAGACCUGCCGGCCGCCCAGCAGCUGCCGCAGGACGCCCCCGUGCUCAUCCUGCUGCCGGGCCUGACAGGCGGCUCAGAGGAUAGCUAUGUGCAGCACGCAGUGGUGCAUGCGCGCGAGGCGGGGAUCCGAGCGGUUGUGUUCAACAGCCGCGGUACCAGCGGCAGCCCCGUCCUGACGGCCCAGUUCUACUCGGCAUCGUUCACAGAAGACAUGCGCAAUGUCGUGGCCCACGUCCGGAACCAGUACCCUCACAGCCUGCUGUUUGCGGCGGGGUGGAGCCUGGGUGCCAACAUCAUGACCCGCUACCUGGGGGAGGAGCAGGACCGCACGCCCAUCAGCGCCGCCGUGGCUCUGUGCAACCCCUUCGACUUGCCGCUGUCCGACUCCAACUUCCAGCAGGGCUUCAACCGAAUAUACGACUGGAACCUGGCCCGCAGCCUGAACCGCAUCUACCAGAACCACCACCACCUGUUCGAGGCAGAGGCGGCCAACGGGGAGGGGCGGCCCUACCGGCCAGACGUCGCCAUCGGGGCGAAGACCAUCCGCGAGUUUGAUGAUGCCAUCACCCGCAUCGCCUUUGGCUGGCCAGACGUGGAUGCCUACUAUGCCGGCAGCAGCAGCAGCCUGAGCAUACCCGAUGUGCGCAUCCCGCUGCUCGUGAUCCAGGCCGCUGAUGACCCCAUCGCCCCCAAGGAGGCCAUCCCCUUUGAGGCCCUGCAGGCCAACCCGCAGUGCCUGCUGGUUGUGACGCCCACGGGCGGGCACCUGGGGUGGAGCGGCGGGCCUGAUGGCGUGACAGGCGCGUGCAGCCCGGGCGCGCCCUGGACCGACGCCGCCGUGGCAGAGUACUUCACCGCCGCGCGCCAGCUGCUGGCGCAGCCGGAGUUUGCGGCGGCGGCGGCGGCGCGGCCCGCGCAGCCCGCCCCGGGCGAGCCGGCAGGCGUGUGGACCAUGGAGGAGACCACCCACCAGGCGCCCUGA
This is a messenger RNA of Chlorella variabilis, 1305 nucleotides long. RefSeq lists its product as hypothetical. Gene Ontology annotation, molecular function: short-chain carboxylesterase activity; monoacylglycerol lipase activity. The transcript has 11 exons. The record is from RefSeq and is a predicted model, not a curated record. The coding region runs from base 1 to 1305 and encodes 434 amino acids. NCBI's taxonomy places the organism in Eukaryota, Viridiplantae, Chlorophyta, Trebouxiophyceae, Chlorellales, Chlorellaceae.